Messenger RNA from Mus musculus (house mouse), 3951 nucleotides. RefSeq names its product cystatin E/M (gene Cst6). Lineage: Eukaryota; Metazoa; Chordata; Mammalia; Rodentia; Muridae. Bases 241 to 690 code for a protein of 149 amino acids. The transcript is spliced from 3 exons. Gene Ontology annotation, molecular function: cysteine-type endopeptidase inhibitor activity. The record is from RefSeq and is marked validated. Gene Ontology annotation, cellular component: extracellular region.
CUCUCCCUCCUGGGAGAUAGGAAUGAUAGGCCAGCAUCUCUACACGUAGAGGUUCUGGGACCUGUGUGCCAUCUCUGGUUCUUACACUGCGUAGGUAGGGGAGGUGCACCCGCCUCCAGGCACCUGCAAGCUGGUCCAGGCUUGCUAAGGAAACAAGCAGGCGUUGGGCGGGGCCGGGAGGGGCCCGCGAAGGCUGUAAAAGCCGCGCAGGAUGGAAGUCCAGACACUGAAUCCGCGGCUAUGGAGCGUCCUCACUUCCCGCUGGCGAUGGGCCUUGGCCUGCUCGCAUUCUGCCUCCUGACCCUGUCACCUGACGCCCGCGCCGAGCUGCGGAGCCGCAGGACCGGAGAACGCCAGAACUUGUCACCCACCGACCCGCGGGUGCAAAAGGCCGCACAGGCAGCUGUGGCCAGCUACAAUAUGGGCAGCGACAGCCUCUACUACUUCCGAGACACCAAAGUCAUCGAUGCAAAAUAUCAGCUGGUGGCUGGCAUCAAGUACUACCUGACUUUGGACAUAGAAAGCACAGAGUGCCGAAAGACCAGAGUCUCUGGAGAACACAUGGACCUCACCACCUGCCCUCUGGCUGCAGGGGGGCAGCAGGAGAAACUGCGUUGCAACUUUGAGCUCCUUGAAGUCCCCUGGAAGAACACUACUCAGCUUCUAAAGCAUGACUGCGUGCAGGUGUGACCGGCCCCAGGGUGACAGAGUCAGGGCCCCAUGGGAACAAGCAUGGUGGAGGCGCCUCAGGGCCACGGGCCACGUCUGUUGCAAUAAAUCUGCAGCUCUGCUUCUUGCACUGCUUUCUCCUGUGUGUUUCACUCACCCUGACCCUCACUCUGCUCCCAGUGACUCUCAGAACCCCACAGCUGACUGGGCACCAUGUCCUUACCCUCCAGGGGAGCCCCUACUGAUCCCUCUGAGGCAGUACUGAGGGUAGGGUCCUCAGAGGAAGCCCCUCUUCCAGACAUUUUCAGUGGUCUCAGAGGAGGAAAGAAAGACACAGAAGAUGGAUACCGGAGACUAGCUACAGUAGGGAUGUCUGUGUGAGCCAGUCCAGCCUCUCUCCCAGGGUUCAUGCUGGGACUCCGAGGAGGAGGGUGUCAAAACCUGGGGUCAGGAGGGUCGCAAAGCCUGAUGGCUCAGACCAGUGAGUUUUUUAGUGACACAGCUCUUGUUAUUGCCCUCAAAUGGUGAAGCAGCAAAGAGCACCAGCCAGCGGCUUACAGGGCCCUCAUGAGACCUUGCUUGCUUUUAGCAAGGUACAUUCUGCGACAGCAGCAAAGCCUUUCAUAUCUCGGUAGCUGGAAUGUUUUUCUUUUUUUCUGAGGAAGGGUUUCUCUGCAUAGCCCUAGCUGUCUUAGCACUCACUCUGUAGACCAGGCUGGCCUCAAACUGAGAGGUCCACCUGCCUCCGCCUCCCAAGUGCUGGGAUCACAGGCACGCACCAUUCCAACUCAGCAUGUCUGGAACAUUUGACCACAUAUAUAUUGGGGGAAUGUCAAGUUCUCAGACUACAGCCCUCUAAGGCCCCGACACCAGGCCUUAUGGGCAUGACUGUGGCUACAUGAGGGACCUCCAAGCAGUCUCCAAUCCAGUCCAGUCCCCUCAUCAGCUAGCUUGUGAAGGGAAGCCCCUAUCCUGCUGAACUCUCAGUACCAAACAGUUGUGUAAGAUGGCUGCUCAACUCCAUGGGCCCUACAGGACUGGGUUUCCAGCUCACAAAGAUUCUCGUAUGUACUGGCAGCUGGAGGUGACUUUCUCUCCUGAGUUCCUUAGGCCAGAGGUCAUGAAGCCAGUACACACCCCUCACAUCCUUCCCAGGGGUACUUUCUCAGAGUUUUGCUCUGGGAAAGAUUCCUAAAUGAUCCUGAGCCAUGGAGUUCCAGAGGGGACAAGAACUGCUAUCCAGGAGGGAUCACUCUCACAGGAGGGACAGGGACCAGACAAUGUCAUGUUGGACUGAAGGAAGCAGGUGUUAGAUUCUUUGUAAAUUUCUUUGUAGUUGUAAUUCUUGUUAUACACAUGGUCAAACAGUUAGGGGAGGCAGUCCCAGGACCCAUUCAGGUGCCUGUGGACAUGUCCUGAAGAUGCUAGCAACACAGCCUAGAGACAGAAGCAGAGGCACCAGGCAGAAUGCACACACAUUGGAGAAGCAUUAAGUAACCCAGAGAUGAGUAUACAGCACCCCUCCCUCCAAGCCAGCAUUUACAUCACAUCCAGAAGUCUUGUUCAGAUACACCAACAUGCAUCUAACCUGGGGACAGGCCAUAGUCACCAGUUGCUUUGAAGGUGCUAGGCUCAAGCUGGCAUCACUGGGGUAGCAGGGAGGGUAACCAGACAGCCACUCUUCACUAUCUCACACUUCCUUCCUAAGAAAGGUCUCACACCUAACUUGUUCCUGUCUGACUCUCCCACCCCACUUCUGUGACCUCAUGAACACCAGGGCAGCUGGGGUUCCAUCUACUGCCUUCAAAGGCCACGUCAUGGAGGAAAUGGAGGCCGAGUGUCACCUGGGAAACCUGACACACCGAGGGACUGGAUUUGAUAUUGAGAGGGGACUCGCAGCCCUGCUUCUACUGGAACCUGAUACCCAUGACAGUGCAGUUUGUGCUAUGCAGUCACUGCUUGGAAGGUUUCCCAAGUUCCAUCAACUAGAAGAUACCAAGCAUGGAGCCAGUAUAGGGCAGGUGACAGGAAAUACUUGUUGAAUGAAUGUGUGAGGGCUAGGGGAGGCAAGAGUCAGGACAUCUGUCUCUAGUGGCUUCUCCACCCCUGGAAUCAGUGCCCAAAUCCCAGAUGGUAUUUCCUCUGCUUUAUGUAUUCCUGGGCAUGACUAAGCAAGGGUUAGUGAGAGGAGCCUCCACCAAGCGAUGCUCUGUCUUAAGUUUCUGGAGAAAGAACUGCUGCCUGGAACAAACCAAUGGUGUGUGUGGGUGUUGGUCAAACCACCAGUCUCCAACCUCCACAACCCUCUAGAUUGGCCUCUACUAAGAGCAAUAUGGUUAGAAAUGAUGGAAGAUGGCUGACCCUUGAUGGGGAGCCCCUGAGCCAGAACUGAGUUUCACCUCGACUCAAUGCUCAGUAUAGACAAGAGUCCCAUUGUGUCCCACUGUGGACACAGGCUCUGGACAUCCUGCCUGGGCUCCGAUGAGUCAGACCCUUGGGACUCAUCUGAGCCUUAAAGCAGCUGGGCAGAAGUAGCCAUUCAUUGUCUUUGGCCCUCUCCCAAAAGCAACUGGUCCUUGUCACAUGGCCCUGUCUCCAUCCACUAGAAGGAUAAGAGGCCUUCUCUAGGCCUCCACUAAGGUUGUGCGGCUCACUUCAGUGGGGAAGGUGAUGUCAGUGACCUUUAAUUUACAGGGGUUUAAAGAAUUUUAUUUUAAUUUAAAUGUUUUUGUCUCUGUGUGUGGAUUGUACAUGUGAGUGCAGUGCCCACGGAGACCAGCGGGUCCUUUAGAUCUGAGUUACAGGUGGCUGUAAGCAGUCUGAUGUGGGUACUGGGAACUGCACUUGACUCCUUCUGAAGAGCAGGAAGUGAUCUUGCCCUCUAAGGUCCAAGCCAUCUCCACAGCUCUUCUAGCUCUCUUUUAAACCUCUGGUUCCUUUAAAUUAUUUGUUUAUUUUUGUUUUUUCAAGACAGGGUGUCUGUGUGUAGCUCUGGCUGUUGUGGAACUCAUUUUGUAGACCAGACCUCAAACUCAGAGAUCCAUUUGCCUCUGCCUCCCAAAUGCUUGGGUUAAAGGUAUGUGCCAAUGUACCUGGCCCUUUGGGUUUUUGAGGGGUUUGCUUGUUUGCUUUUGUUUUGUUUUGUUUUGUUUUGUUUUGUUUUGUUUUGUUUUUGUUUUUCAAGACAGGAUUUCUCUGUGUGUAGCCUUGGCUGUCCUGGAACUCACAGUUCCACCUGCCUCUGAUUCUCCAGUACUGGGAUUAAAGGCAUGUGUCACCAAC